Messenger RNA from Anopheles darlingi, 3726 nucleotides. Its product is annotated as protein boule. The transcript has 6 exons. The coding region runs from base 1951 to 2508 and encodes 185 amino acids. Gene Ontology annotation, molecular function: RNA binding. The record is from RefSeq and is a predicted model, not a curated record. Lineage: Eukaryota; Metazoa; Arthropoda; Insecta; Diptera; Culicidae.
CAAUUGGUGCGUGCGAUGACCGUGCGUGUAGGAGUAGCGUUAGGUGUUGGAUGAUGCUUUGGAUUAGUAAGUAGCGUGUGCGGUUCCGCUACCACACGGCAAGGAGUCCCACACGAAGCUCUGGUGUGUUGGGAGGGGUGAAAAUACAUUACAAAUCGAUGCCACUCGCUUUUGGUCAUCAUGAUGCAGGUCCCCUGCCCCCGGCAUUCGACACGAGAUCAGUAUAUCAGUGAGUACACUAGGCAAGACGGGCUGAGUACCGCCGGAAGCGCCAUCGAAUCGCAGAUUAGGAUCACGGCAAGAGAGAGAGAGAGACCGAGACCGAGACCGAGUCCGAGACCGAUGCCGAGAGAGCGAGUGUGCGGGUCGCCCGGAUGCGAGAGAUGCUGGUUCGGUGCUUCGGUAGAGAGCGAACGCGCACGGCCGCGGCAAACCUCCGGUAUAGAGCCAGGGCAGGCCACCGUGGCAUCGCGGGACCACCAGCAUCAACCGAGAUCUCACUACUCACCGUGCCAUUGUAGCGUGUGGUUAGACGAGUGCGCUUGUGGUUUUGUGUCUCGGAUUCGCCGUGUUCGCGCCUGGUGUGACCACCGUCGGUUGUGUGUCGCUGUGUCGACCGCUCAUCCCGCCCGCUAGUCCGCUCGCCCGCCCGCCCAUCUGUCCCGUCGCUCGAAGUCUCGGAUCCCCCGCUUCUUAUCUCCGCAUAUCCGCAGCAUCGCCUUCUUCGAUUCGUCGUGUUUGAAAGGGCAGCAUCAGCAGAUCAGCAGGCAGUGGCAGCGAAGUAGGCGACGGCAACUGCCGCCAUCCCCCAAAAAGAGACGAGACCGACGAGGUUCCGAGAAGCGUGUUGCGGCCGGAGUGUGUCCCUCAGCUCAGCGCAUUGUGUUGUGUUUUAGCGAAAAUCAGCAACCUACCAGCACCUCGACGACGAUAUUCAUUUGAACGAUAGUGCAGGCGAGAAAGGCCCGCACCAGACUCUCGCCUUUCACACAUUUAAGCCGGAAGCUACGGAAGUGAAGCCGGAAACGAACGCCUGAACCCUUUGCUCCUCGGGUGCGAAAGACGAUAGAUUCUUCUUGACUGUUCUGUGUGAAAACACGAGACAAGCACAAAAGCGAAGCGAACUGAAACUCUCAAGCAAUCCAAGCAAUCCUCGUACUCCGACGGCCAAACGACAGCGCGAUACCGAAGCAAGCGACGAAGCACAGGGUGACGAACGAGUUGUUACUGUUAUUUGUUGUUGUUUGAAUCCCUUAAAAAGGUUCCGGUUCCUGUUUGGCCGGGCUGUGGAAGCGGAGUAACCAAGUGCGUGCAAGAAGGUAGAGUGUAGUGCGCGCGAUUAAGGAGAGAGCAGCGAAAGACUCACCCUCAAAACGAAAAGGAUCGUUCCGGCGACAGACCUUUGCGAAGUGGUUGUUGUUUAACAACACACAGGUUCUUGACAGUUUCCUUGAAUGCUUUGAAAACGGAACCAGCAGCAGUGGCAGCAUCGGAGCAGUCGGUGAGCGAGCGACAAACGAUCCUUCGAAUGACGUAAUACCCGGGUACACGGUCUAUUGUUACAAGGACAUCCCUUCAAAUCCUAUAGAUUCCGAGAGAAAGAGAGAGAGAGAGAAAAAGAGAAAGCAAAAGAGUGAGAAAGAGAGGCAUAAGACUACUUAGCUGGCAAGCGCAAGAAAAGCAAUACAAAUCAUCCGGUUCGUAAUCUCCGGACCGCUGUAGUGUGGACCUGACCGCUAAGAGCAGGAGCCUGACGAGCAAAGCAAAGAGUCCAACCGCCACUACCGGCUUCCCAAACACAGAGCCGGUCUCGAGUGGCACACAGCACACCACACAGGUGCUGCUGCCGUCUGCGCCCGCGAUUCGAUCCCAUUUUACGCACAAAAACGUAGUAGCGCCUUUACCGGCACCGGCCUCACCACGGAUCCUUAUCCGGCAGCACUGCACAAAAUGUCCCUACCGAACCCGGCUGGGCAGCUCGAUGGAGCGCUGGCAGCGCCCAAGUACGGUACGCUCAUACCGAACCGGGUCUUUGUCGGCGGCAUCAGCGGUGACACAACGGAAGCAGAACUAUGUCGCCUGUUCUCCUCGUACGGCAAUGUCAAGUCGACGAAGAUCAUCGUCGAUCGGGCAGGUGUGAGCAAAGGGUACGGUUUCGUCACGUUCGAAACGGAACAUGAAGCACAGAAGCUCCAGAAUGAUUGUGAUUGUAUUGUGCUGCGAGACCGCAAACUCAACAUUGCGCCCGCUAUCAAGAAGCAGACGAUCUGUGCCACGAACGGGGCCGUCUACUACGCGGCGACACCGCCGACGCCCGCGAUCAACAACAUACCGAUCGAGCAGUUUGCGGCCGUCUACCCGCCCGGUGUGCCAACCAUGUAUCCGCCAACGUUGCCGUACCAACCGUUCUACCAAUACUACAGCGUGCCAAUGGUUCCCAAUGCUUUCCCGCCACAGAACGUGCCCACCAUCUGGCCUCAAAACUAUCAAGGAAUCUACCCAUGCUAAGCCAACAGUAGCUUAGGUUGAGCUGGUUGAGAUACAUCAAUCGUAAACUGAGAAGCGGAGUGAGAUGGAGAUGGACAAGGAGGACCGUGUUCCGUGACUGUGACAUCAAACAGACAGAAAAUGAAUACAUUAAUGUGCCGAAUGUUCACGGUGAAUGCAGAGCGGUGGAGCAACGCGAACAACCUGGAGGCAAAUCUUAUUUAUUAUGAUUAUUAUUGUUAUUAUUAUUAUUACUAUCAUUAGUAACAAUUUAUACAAUCCUGAUAAGAGCGGCAACAACAAAUCAUGCAAAAUCACAAUCGACAUGCAAUGACAAGAAAGAGAAUCGGAAUUAGGGGGAGAAAGAGAGCGAGAGAACGAGGAGCGAGAAUCAAGUAAUCGUGCCAAGGGCAAAGGUUAAAUGACAAUUUACUUGAAGCUAGAACGAGGACCGUGGAGCCCACCUUGCCACACCUAGCCGAGAUUGCAAAUGCUUCUCAACCCGGCACGCGUGACACGCACAGAGGAAGGAACCUCGCGUAAAAUGAACACGAGCGGCGUCACAGGCUCAGUUCCGUCUUCUAUUCUACUAGGCCUGACGGAAGGAAGUGAAAGUCACACGCCAUGAAGGCAACAACGUCCUGAUAAUGUUAAUGCUAAUGGCAGCAGCACCCUCACCACCAGCACUACCACCACAUUACACUACAUGGUGUCGCAGCUCGCGCAACAUAAAAGCAGCACUCGGUGACGAGGAUGAUGAUGAUGAUGAUGAUGAUGUGUGGAAAAGUUUUGAUAUCCUGUUCGUGUGCCGGUUCACUUUAUUUUCUAUCUUCGUCUGGUCCCGCCAAGAUUAUGCAGAGCUAACCCCGGGAACAGCUGUCUAUAGGGGUCAGGCUGUGUGUGUGCUUGUGCGAGCUGUGGCUCCAUUAGGCGUUAAUAUCAUCAAGUCGGUGUCGGGAGGUAGGGAUCAGCCACAGGCGUAAACCAUAAAAGCAAAAUCCGGAUCCUGCUCUGCACAUCAAGGAUAUUUAAAAGAGUAAAGAAUGCAUGCAACGCCUGUAUGGCCCUGCCUUUGGGAAUAAAUCAUUUUGCACUCGGCAGCAAACCAUGAGCAAGCGAAAUAGGUUAGCAAGAGAGAAGAUUGCGGAAUGGACCAUCGCCAGAUGUUGGUGAUGGUGGCAGUGGCUCGGUUAAAUUAAUGGGGCACAUGGUCGUCUUCUUCGAAAGAACAAAAGUAAA